Molecule: messenger RNA, 501 nt
Organism: Aureococcus anophagefferens
Lineage: Eukaryota; Pelagophyceae; Pelagomonadales; Pelagomonadaceae
Exons: 2
Cellular component (GO): Golgi apparatus
Molecular function (GO): GTPase activity; GTP binding
Source: RefSeq, a predicted model, not a curated record
AUGGAGACGACGCACCGCACGAUCCUCAUGCUCCGCUGCAAGGUCGUCGUCGUCGGCGACGCGACCGUGGGGAAGAGCGCGCUCAUCUCCAUGUUCCACUCCGGCGGCGCUUACCCGAAGCAGUACGUGAUGACGAGCUGGGUCGACUUCCGCGUCAAGCAGGUGAACAUCCCCGACACGUCGACGGCCGUCGAGCUCUACCUCUUCGACUGCGCGGGGCAGAGCAUCUUCAACCAGAUCGAGGCGAACAACGUCCACUACGACAACGCGAGCUUCCUGCUGCUCGUCUACGACGUCACGUCCCAGGCGUCCUUCGAGUCCUGCGGCAAGUGGCUCCAGCAGGUGCGCAAGGGCCGGAGCCGGGGCGCCGCCGUGCCCGGCGUGCUCGUCGCGAACAAGAAGGACCUCGCGCAGUCGGGCCGCCGCUGCGUCACGAAGGAGAAGGGCGUCGAGUUCGCCGAGGCCAACGGCCUCGCCUACUUCGAGACGUCGGCCCUCGAG